Symbiodinium natans is the source of this 396-nucleotide messenger RNA. The record is from the annotation of a GenBank genome assembly. NCBI's taxonomy places the organism in Eukaryota, Dinophyceae, Suessiales, Symbiodiniaceae.
AUGAAAAGGGCCGCACAUCAAGGAGCACUACGUCCAGCGGACGCCAUCAGGGCCACAAGCUUCCGUAACUUUGCCACGCUCGCCAUCGCUCGCCUGCAUAGCGCUGCACCGGAACGAAGCCGCCUUCACCUUCGCGGCCGAGUAACAGCGCAGAGGAGUGCCGAAGGCCCUCCUAGCAGCGCAGCUCGUGGCAAGGACCGGGGCCCAGAAGAGGCACCCAGCUAUCAGUUUGUGUUCGAGGUGACUACCGCGAUGCCCUGUUGGACCAGAGAGGUCAGCUGCACCUACGGCCGACAUCGUCCGCAUUGGACGUUCCGCCUUUGGCUGCAGAGAACGCAGGCGACGAUGUCGGGCAAAGAGGAUUGGAGCGCUGAGCUGUCGGAGUUGAGCGUGUGA